AUGAAAUACCUACACUGUAAGUUUAAUUAUGUAUGACUUCUGCGCCAUUAUUUUGUAUUUGUGAGUUCAGUGAAUAGUUACAUUUCAUGCAUUUCAACUCCUUCUAAUAAAAUCAAACCUAUAUCGACCAGGACACAUAGAGCCUGUGCCCAACUUAACAAUUUUCACUAAGUCGGAUUAUACGAAAUAGGAACAUUACAAUAUCAACAGUGUCGACUGCAUAUCUGCUCCAUCACUUCAGCAUGCUUUUUCCCCGCGAUAAUAAUUUGUGAUUUAAUCAGUCGCUUUUGUCAUCCGAUCGGAAUUUUUCGCGAGUUUGAUGUUGGGCCAGUUAUAAUUCGCAACAGAAAUACGGCCUAAAUACGAUAGUUAUAGUGACAUGCGGCCACUACAGUCCCAGCUAACCGAGAGUGCCACAUUGAGAAGGAGAGAGAGGAUCCAGCUAUUCUCUCAGUUGCCAACCUCCCAAGACACGGUUUUUUAGCACACCCUGAUAGUUUGAAAGUGCGUUAGAUUGUUUAGUGUGCGGAUCAGGCGUGUGUGGCAUGCGUAGCCCGACUGUCAUACUUUGUUAGCCCUGCUCCCUACCCCUCCUCCUGUCUCGUUGACCCUCUUGACGCCGAGCUCAAAGGACUGGUGGAGGAUUGAUGUGGCUGUUAAUCUAUAUCAGACCCUGCACUCGACCCCUCCUUCGGCCUCCUUGACUCUCUUGACAUCGGGCCAGAUAGAAGGUGGAGGAGUGAGUGCGGUAGAUGCGGUGCAAGUCAGAUAUCACUAUCGCCUCAUUCCUGCACAAUUCACCAUCCCUGUGAGUGCCCUGCUGUGGGGUCCUUUGCGUACAUCGUUGUUGGUGACGAUAAGAAGACGUUUCAACGCUCAUUGCUGCCUGACAUGAUUCUGAGCAGAUCUAUGCUUAAACUUUCAAACGCCCUCCAUCUAAAUGCGCCUCCAGGCGCAGAAUUCAUGGUCUGUGUGUCUGGCCGCAGAAAACGUGAAAGAUUAACACGGUGUGAACCUGGCCGAAAAAUAUUUUGCUUGCUACUUAAUUUGCUUGUUUAGACUGGGCAGGCUGCUUGUGACUAAACAAUUUCCGUGACACGCAGUCAAAAGUCCCCUCCUGAAUUUUAAAAUUCCCCCUUUCGAAGUAAGGAUACGUUUAGCCGCUUACAAUAAUUGAAGUCGGGAAAUAAUGACUUGUGUGACAGCGUGUGUGUGUAUGCUUCCUGGGCUGUUGGGCUGUCUAAUUAGGGGGUAAAUCAUGUAGACGUGGUAGGUCGCCUUACGCAAACGCUGCCUGCUCUGCAAGGUGUUUAACUGUCACCCAAAUCUCACCUGUAGCUACCCGAAGCUAGACUCUGCCUAGCGGUCACACCCCGAUAACGAGGGCAUCCGAUGUUUUGUGUUUGUCUCCGUACCUAAUAAUUAUGCUCUCCCGUCUCCCCCCCACUGCCAGCUCCCAUAUUUUAAAAAGUUCUAAAUAGAGGGCGAUAUGCAAUCCUGCAGGUGAGCCGAGCUAACACGAGCCCUUCUCCCACUAACCAAUCAGUGACCGACAAACGCGAACAGGCGGGUUGUAGGAAGCAGUUCAGAAGAAAAUAGAGAAGAAGACGAAGAAGAAGAAGAAGAAGAAGAAGAAGAAGAAGAAGAAGAGGAAGAAGAAGAAAAAGAAAAAGAAGAAAAGAAAUAGAUGAUGAUGAUGAUGAUGAUGACGAUGAUGAUGAUGAUGAUGAUGAUGAUGAUGAUGAUGAUGAUGAUGAUGAUGAUGAUGAUGAUGAUGAUGAUGAUGAUGAUGAUGAUGAUGAUGAUGAUGAUGAUGAUGAUGAUGAUGAUGAUGAUGAUGAUGAUGAUGAUGAUGAUGAUGAUGAUGAAGAUGCGAUCACGUCGCAAACCACGGCAGUCACUUUCACCGGUUCGAACUUGCAGUUUGACUGA
Molecule: messenger RNA, 1932 nt
Organism: Spirometra erinaceieuropaei
Lineage: Eukaryota; Metazoa; Platyhelminthes; Cestoda; Diphyllobothriidea; Diphyllobothriidae
Source: the annotation of a GenBank genome assembly